AAAAUAGAGGAGGAAAUAUAGAAAGUAACCUCCUCAUUUAACCUAUCAAUAUCACAGAUCAAUAUCAUUUUCAUCAUUUUUGAUUUGGGAUUUAACAAAUAUUUAUAUCAAACUAGAGAACAAAUCAAACUAUGGAUUUAUGGAAUACAAAACAAUUAUCACCACCGCCAACAAAUUCUUAUAAAGUAAUCGAAAAUAACAUUGAUUUAAUAAAGCUGCGAAAUGCUCUUGAACACGGAAUUAAUCAUUUUAAAGACCAAGGCAUAAUCAUACGUGAGGCCGCUGUUCUAUCCAGAAUUAUUUAUAGGCUGAAGACAAAGUUACGAACUUGGAAGUAUUUUAAGUCAUUGGAGAAAGUAAAACACGCUCUAAAUAUCUAUUUUAACACAAAUUUAACUUCAUAUUUAUAUAAUGUAGUAGAAUUAAUUCCUGCAAAAUAUGAAAAAGAUACAUAUUUACCGACAAAGAAUAUGCUGCAUUUUAUUCUGGUGAGAAUACAAGGUUUGGCCAAAUUAAUGGAAAGAAUUUAUGAUACGUGUAAGAUAGCUGCCUAUCAGAUAAAUAAAAUAAUGUAUCUAGGUCAUUUCUGGAAGAUAAAGUUUAUACUAUUUGCAGUCAUAUCUCGAAUAUUUGUCAUAAUUAAAUUUAAUACUAAAUAUUUGUGUGAAAUAUACGGAAAAUUAUAUCCACUUGCUCAAAAGUUACAUAAUAACGGAAAGAAAUGGUUACCAGAAAACUAUAUUUUACCUUCAGACUUAAGGGAAUGGUUAGGUGUAUCUUGGGUCUAUGAAGAGGACUAUGUUGAUCUUACUGUUAAACCAGAUAUGAACGAUGUAUUUGAUCUUCUAAACUCAUUAGAUGAUGGAGAUGAUGAUGUUGAAUUCUGCGAUGAAUAUGUUUUGAUUAAUGAAGACAACGAUGAAGAUAUUGAAAUUGUCGAACAUUCCAUUGUAAAACAAGCUAUGAAAAAGAUUGGUUCAAGUAACAGAAUGAGAGGAUUCAGUAUAAAUGAGGAUGACAUAGGUGAAGAAAUUAUGGAAGUGAUAAAUCUAGAAAAUGAUGCUAAAGGCGGAAAAAAUAAAGCGAAGAAAAAUAAAAAUAAAAAUAAAAUAAUAAUUGACAUUGAUAAAAACAUGAACGCAAACAAACAGAAAUUCGAUUUAACAAAACAACCUCACAAAUUCUUUAAUGAUGAUAAAGCAAAUGCAUUGGGCAAUAUAAGAAGUAAUGAAGUAAUAGAUUUAGUCAAUACACCUAAAAAAGAAAAUAAAUUUUCUUUACAAGAAAGAGUGUCAUUUGCUAAUAUUAAAAUACCAAAUAACAUAACAACUAAGCAGGAAAAAAUUCCUGGUGUUAAACCACCUAUUAACAACGCUAAAGACAGUCAAUGGUUGAGCGGCCCAAGUAAUGUAAAAGAGGAGAAAGUGAAGGACAAAUGUUCUGUCUCAAAUGAUAGUGUAAUUCUUAUUGAGGACGAUAAAAAAUUAUCAAAAAGGCAGUUAAAAAAGAAGAAAUAUAUGGAGAAACUAAAAGCUAAUAAAAAGUUUAAAUAUGACGAUGGCUUUGGUGAUAUGUCAAAUGGCAAAAAAGGAAAAAAGAAAAAGAAGUUUGCUAGAAGUAGUAUGUUUAGAGAGUAAGUGAUUUUAUGUUAUUUUUGUAAUGUUUAAUAGAAAACCCAGGGUCCGUUCGACUUUACGGACGGUAGAACUUUAAGAAAACAAAAAUUUUCCACAAAAGUACGGGUUUUAAUAGCUAAUUUUAGCCAAAAAAUUUGCGGAUUAUCCAGUAAAUUUAAAAAUAUUGAAACAAAAUUAUGGUAC
Messenger RNA from Sitophilus oryzae (rice weevil), 1820 nucleotides. RefSeq lists its product as uncharacterized. Gene Ontology annotation, biological process: positive regulation of Notch signaling pathway. The transcript is spliced from 5 exons. Gene Ontology annotation, cellular component: nucleus. Bases 132 to 1637 code for a protein of 501 amino acids. Lineage: Eukaryota; Metazoa; Arthropoda; Insecta; Coleoptera; Curculionidae. The record is from RefSeq and is a predicted model, not a curated record.